AUGAUAGGUGAAGUUCUCAACAAUAAACUAGUUAUUCUAUUGAGAAGUCAAGUGAGAAGUGAAUGUCGAAUUCGAAAUCAUUAUGGUCCAGCUGAACUUACUAUUAAUUGUAUCAAUCAUCUAGUUGAUCUAAACACAGAUCAAACAGAUAUUCCCAUAGACAUAUUUUUACAAACUGUUGGUAUUGGACAGGAAGGAGAAUUAGUUGUUGGAGGUGUUGGUGUUUUUGCUGGAUAUCGUGGUCGUGAUGAUUUAACAGCUCAAGUAAUGAUUAAUAUUAAUGAGCAAAUAUUUUAUAAAACAGAUGAUCUUGUUCGAAUGGAUAGCAAUGGAUUGAUUCAUUAUGUUGGUCGAAGAGAUUUUCAAGUGGAAUUACGUGGACAACGUAUUGAAUUACAAGAAAUUGUACAGUGUUUACUUAUGUUAAUAUCCAUUACUACAUGUGUCGUUAUCAAAUGGGAUGAUAAUCAUUUUAUUGCUUAUGUUCAAAGUGAUAACCUUAAUGUUGGACAAUUACGUCAUCAUUGUCAAUCUAAUCUACCAUCACAUAUGAUUCCAUCAAUAUUUGUUAUAUUUGAAAAACUACCUUUGAGUCUAAAUAGAAAAGUAGAUCGAAAACGUCUUCCACUACCAGAUUUAUCAUUAUCAACACUCUCAUCAACAUCAUCAAUAAUAGUAUUAGAAAACAGAUCUAAUCUUCCACAAAAUCAAUUACAAAAACAGAUACAUGAUAUUUGGUAUGAAAUUCUUCGAUGUUUCGGACAACACAUUUCAACAACUGCAAAUUUCUUUAGUAUUGCUGGUCAUUCAUUUUUAUUUAUUGAACUUUAUCAUCGAUAUCAACAAUUAUAUGACUUUGAUAAUCGUGUACUUUCUAUUGCCUUAUUUCUUCAACAACCAACUAUUCUUCAACAUUCACAAUUACUUCAAUCUAUUACAAUCAAUCAAAUGAAACCAGAACAUUGGCAUACACUACAUAUCAAUCAAGGUAUUGCAUCUUUUGCUCAAGAACGUAUUUUUCUUGAUGAACAAAUGCGUUUUUCUAACAAAAUUGCUAUCUACAAUGAAUUGACUGCUUUAAAAAUGAUUCAAGGUUCAAUAUCAAUAAAUCGUCUAUUAGAAGCUAUUGGAUAUAUUUUAAAUAAACAUAAAAUAUUACGAACAGUUAUUAGUUUUAACAAUGAUAAUGGUAUUCUUGAACAACAUAUUGAUAAUAGACGUCGUAUAUUUCAACUUGUUCCCAAUCAAACAUUUAAAAAUGAAAAUGAACUUCAAGAUAUUCUCUAUCAAACAAUUAUUAAUCCUAAUUUAUUUGAUUUAUCCACUGGUCGUGUUUUUCAUUGUGAAGUACUUCGACAAGAAAUCAUAUCUAAUAAUAAUAGAUUCACUACAGAUUCUGAUCUUCUUCUUAUAGCAUUUCAUCAUGCUGCAACAGAUCGAUCAGCUUAUCAAAUAUUUCUAAAUGAUCUUUGUUUUGCUUAUAGUACAAAUGUGAAAUGGACAGGUGAUGAAGAUUUACUACAAUAUAUUGAUAUGAAACCAUCACGUGAAUUUAGGCUUCGAGAAUUGAAAGACUAUGAUUUUGAACAUCGAUUAUCAUUAUCAACUAAUCAACAUUGUUUAUCUAAUGAUCAACGAUCUGGUUUUACUUCAAUUGCUCAGAUUUCUUUUGAUAGAAAUAUUUCAAAAUCAUUUCUUAAUUAUGUUUCUACACAUCAAACUACUCCAUUUCAAUUAGGUAUGGCAUUAUUUUAUAUUUUUCUAUUUAAAUUAACUCAAGAUCAAAAUGAUUUAUGUAUUUCUUGUCAUAAUGAAAAUCGAUAUAAAACUGAAUUACAAAAUAUGAUAGGAAUGUUCAUUUCAACAUUACCAUAUCGUAUGAAACUUAAUUCUAAUUGGUCAUUUAAUGAGCUUGUUAAACAAGUACAAGAUAAAUGUUUAUCAAUUCUUGAACAUUCUCAUUAUCCAUUGCAAAAUAUUCUAACUGAUAUUCAUGCUAAUCAAUCUAAUAUUUCUUUUCUUCAAACAGUAUUUGAUUUUAUUACCCAAUCUCCUAAUAUUGAUCAAUUAUCUUUAGAUGAUGUCACUUUAGAACCAAUUGAAUUAAAACAAUCAAUUGAAAUUGCUAAAUCUGAUUUUAUGUUAACAUUUAUUUACAAUCCAAUGUCAAAUGAUGAUAUGUUAUCAUGUCGUUUUGUUUGUUCACAUGAUCUAUUCGAAGAUAUGACAGUUACAAAAAUUGCUCGACGCUUUCAGUAUCUUAUUGAACAAUUAUUUUCAGUGGAUUCUAAUAAUAAUCAAACUGAUAUUCUUUUUUCAUCUAUUACUAAACUUAGUCUUAUUUUACUAGAAGAAGUUCAUGAAAUGGAACGAAUAAUUUUUUGUCGGCAGCCAGAUAUUAUGAAUGAAGCACCAGCAUCAUAUGCUCAAGCACGUAUUUGGCUUGAUGAAAGAAUUCGUUUUGAUUCAAAAAAUUCACAAGUUGCCAUAUAUAAUAUACCUUUUCUUCAUCAACUUUCAUCAGGUGGUAAUCUAUCAAAAUCUAAACUUCGUCAAGCUUUCGAUACAAACAAAAGUCUAUUAAUGCAAAAGAUUAUUGAUAAUAAAGAAUUAUUUACAUUUAUUGAAAGUACUUUCGAAACAGAUGAAGAUCUCAAUAAAAUUAUGCAUAAUGAAUGUGGUAAUCCAAAUAAUUUUAAUCUAUUGACUGGUGUUGUUUGUCGAUGUCAUGUUGUUUAUUAUAAAAACUUUUCUCCAAAAGAAAUAAUUUGUGAAAAAGAUGCACUGAUCUUUAAUUUUCAUCAUGCUUUAUUUUAUUUUCCAUCAGUGAAAAUGUUUCGUGAAGAUCUUAAUCAGGCACAUACAAUGUGUUACUUGGAAUAUGAUGAUAAUACAACUUUACGUUAUCUUGAUUAUGCUGUGGCUGAACAACAAAUACCGAUGACCGCUGCCAAUGCUUUUUGGCUUGAUGCUCUUCGUGAUUGUGAAAUCAAUCGACAUCGUGUGUCCGAUGAACAUCGUACAAGUCGUGGAACUUCAAUUUCAUUUCAAUUUGAUAAAGAACUUUCAAAAGCAUUUCUAAUUUAUACUUCAACAUAUAAUAUUAAACUUGAAUAUUUAGCACUUGCUUCUUAUUAUACAUUCUUAUUUAAAUUAGCCAAUAAUGAAAAUAAUAUUUAUAUAUUGUUAUGA
Molecule: messenger RNA, 3192 nt
Organism: Adineta steineri
Lineage: Eukaryota; Metazoa; Rotifera; Eurotatoria; Adinetida; Adinetidae
Source: the annotation of a GenBank genome assembly